Messenger RNA from Myotis brandtii (Brandt's bat), 492 nucleotides. Its product is annotated as pyrin domain-containing protein 3-like. The transcript has 2 exons. The record is from RefSeq and is a predicted model, not a curated record. NCBI's taxonomy places the organism in Eukaryota, Metazoa, Chordata, Mammalia, Chiroptera, Vespertilionidae. Bases 138 to 482 code for a protein of 114 amino acids.
AUUUCUUCAUCCUUCACCGCCCUCACUCAGGCUUUUGAACCCUUGGCUGAGCUGGCUGGGCCCAUGUGGCGCCCAACGCGGGGCCUGAGUUCGGGUGAACUACAGUUGUCAGGUGAAAGGACGCUCCAGUGAAGCACAUGCAGAAAACAAGAAGGAAGAAGGAGCAGUGCAGCCAAUUUGGUUACCAGAGCAUUACGUGCGUCACCACAAUGGACCCAGAGAAGCUCCUUGUCCCAUCAUUCAAAAGACUGAGAGUUGCCCCAAUGACAGCAAUACGGAAAAGGAAGAUGACGAAGGCAACGCAAGGGACCAAGGUGCCAACAUGGGGUCAGCUGAAGAAGUUAACAACUGAGGCCCAGCAGAUGGUAGAAAAACAAGAUGCGGAAGCUACUCCCUCAAUCAUGUUUCUGGCUAUGCUAGCAUUGGUUAGCUGCCAGUCUUCUGCAAAGUCUUGCACAGCCAAGUCCAAGGACUCUGAGUAAAUCAGCAAAA